Caenorhabditis angaria is the source of this 3503-nucleotide messenger RNA. Lineage: Eukaryota; Metazoa; Nematoda; Chromadorea; Rhabditida; Rhabditidae. The record is from the annotation of a GenBank genome assembly.
AUGUUUCCAAAAAACCUAUUAUUCCUAGUUUUCCCAACUCUGGCAUUCUGUCAAAAUCCCGUCAAAAUCGAGAUUUUCGGCGAAUCUUUGUGUCCCGAUACUUCUCGCUUCAUUUUCACUCAACUUUUGCCGUUCGCCAGAGAAAUUCCAGCAAAUUCCUUCGAAUUCGAUAUAACUUAUCAUCCAUUUGGCAAGCAAAGUGACUGCAUCACGAAUAAAUCGACAGGAACAGUGAGGUGAGAAAAAUUGAAAAUUUAGUUGUACCAGAGUUGCGAAAGGGAGCCUAAUAAUUGUUUUUUUCUAAAAAAAUUUCAAAAUAUUAUUUGAAAGCUACAGUAACUCUAAAGUAUUUUUGAGCCACGGCCAAAUCUUGCUUGAUGUCUACAGUACCCAAUAAUUUUUGAAGAUCAGAAAUUCACUUUUUUCAAAACUGCAGUAUUCCCUAGUAGUAAGGCUUUUAUGGAAAUUGAUUUUUUAAAGGAAUUCUGAGUUUCGUAUUCUUGAAAAUUUCUUAUUAUAAUUUUCGAGCCUUGAAAAAAUUAGACCAAAAAAGUUACAGUAACCUUCUAGUUUUUGACAAAAAAACUUCGUUCAUCAACAUAAAAUUUCUUCAAUUUUCCAGCUGCACCUGCCAACAUGGAUACAACGAAUGCUUUCUCAACUCAAUUCAAGCCUGCGUCAUCGAAACUCUUCUAAAAUUCUCUGAUUAUAUCGAACCCGUCGCUUGUAUUCAAGGAGCCGAAAUUCACCCAGCCAAAUGCAUCAAUGAACUUGUGAAAUCAGAUUCUGAUAAGCAAAAAAUCAAAAAUUGCUCCAAAUCCAACAACGCCUAUAAAUUGCUCCAAAAUCAUCAAGAAAUUCAGAAAAAUGUGGCUCCAAAUGUAAAUUAUGUUCCUUAUAUUCUGAUCAAUGGAGAGAGGAAUUAUGAGGCGGAGCAUAAUUUGGGAAAAACAGUUUGUGCUAAUUUUUCAGCCUUGGGAAAACCAGAAAUCUGUUCGAAAUUUGGAAUAUAAGUAAAUAUAAUGGGGUUUGAAAUAAAUAUUUAAUUUGCAUAACAUUUUCCGCGUGACCUAAAAAAUGACGUAGAAAAAAAAAAACAAAAAAAUCCAGUCUAUGUGAUCUUGUGAUCUAUUUUUCUAUUUGGAGCAGCUUGGAAAUAACCGCUUCCCUCCGAAAAAAUUAGAAUGUAAGUCUAGCUAUUUCCAGAUUGUUUUUGUAUAUCUAGCAAUAAUUUUGCAGAACACAAUAAUGGAACAAAAAAUGAAAAGAAAUUCAAAAGAAUCAACGAAUACUACUAAAGUGAAAAAGAAAAGCAAGGAAUAUGGAAAAAGUACGAGAAAUAUGAAAUCGAAAAGAUUUAAGAAAGAGAAGGAAAAAGAAAAAGAGAAGGAUAAGGAUAAGGAUAAAAAGACGAAGAAACUCAAGAAAACUUCAAAAUCACCGCAGAAAAAAGAACGAAAAAAGGAAAAGCAGCAGAAAAAAGGGGCGGAGAAAUCAAGAUCGAAAAAAGAAGAUUCAUCAUCAUCAUCUUCAGACGAGGAUGAUGAGACUGAUCCAUUCUCAUCCUUCGAUGGUAAAAAACAAUUGUAUUUAGCUGGAAAGAUCAAGAAACGCAAAAAGGAUCCAGAAGAUUAUGUAUUACGAUUAUUGAAUACAGAAAGACCAGAUUUAUUUCCAACUGGAUGUUUUUUGGAUCAGAAAGAGGCUAAGAUAUUGGAUGAAUAUUUAAAAGAAAAGGGUGAAUUAAGAAGUGGAGAGAUUGUUGUGAUGAAAGAAUCUGAAGAAGAUGAUGAGAAAAAACAGAAAAAGAUUAAAAUUAUCAAUAAAUUUAAUGAGGGAAGAUUUGGCGCGAUUUAUGCUGUGAAUCGAAUUGAUGCUGUUGAGUAAGUUUGGACACGUGUAAACUGCCAAAAAUGUGGUAAUGAGGGUCCAAAAUGCAAUUGUUUUUUUUACACGUUUACAAAAAAUACAAGUAAUUUCGAAAAAAAAUAACUUCUAAUCUUAAAUUUUACAAUUCUAUUCUAUUUUUCUGUCUUCGCUUUGUGUUUCUCUAUUUUUUCAUAUAUGAUGUUCUCGAUGAAAAUCGUGAAAUUUCCUGAUUUCACGGAAAAAAACCAAAUUAAAAAAAUAAACGAGAGAGUGUUGUGUGUAGAAGAGACGAGGGAGGAAGAGAGAAAAUGAGAGAUAGAAACUCGUAAGAGAGACGCCAGACAACACAACGGUUUGUGAAUUUUUUUGCCAACCUCAAAACCAUUUUUCGUUUUUUCACAAAAAAAGCUAAAAUCGUUCAUACUUAACCAAAUUUCACAAUCUUUGCAGCAAAAAAUAGCAAAUUUACGAGAAUAAAGAUCACAAGAAGAAAAAAACUAGAAAACGUUUCCCCAAACACCGAAAAAUAUGAUUAUAGGUUUUUCAGCUUGAUUCCCCUCGAUUUUUCUAUGAAUAUUUAUUUUUUCUAAAGAAAAAAGAAACACAGAAUUUUUGAAAUUUUGGCUGAACAAAAAAUGUUGUAUUUUUGCAUUAUUGCAUUCUGGUAUUUCUAAUACAAAAAUAUUGUAUUCUGGUACCAUAAAAAACGUAACUCGUAUUCUGGGUGGCCAUUUUCAAAAAAAAGUUUCAAAAUCCAAUAAACCUUUUUUCAGAGACAAAGUGGUUUUCGCUGGAAACGAAAUAAUGUUCAUGAAAACCAGCUUACGACAAAGCGCAUGUUCAACUAAUCGCUUGAUUCGAGAAAUCACAGUGUUGAAAAUAUUGAUGAGUUUUCAUGGAAAAGAAAAACCGCAAUGUAAGCGAAUUGUUCCACUUCUCCAUGAGAGCAAAGUUCUCGGUAUUCCCUAUUUUCUGAUGCCUCAAAUGGGAACAGAUUUGGAGAAACUUCGAAUCGAUUUCGGUCUUCAAACUCCUCCAGCUUGCUCAUUUUUUAUUGCUCAAGAAAUAUUGAUGGGAAUAAAAGAUAUGCAUUGUCGAAAAUUAAUACACCGUGAUAUAAAACCAUCAAAUAUUCUUGUUCACACCGUAAAUCGAACACAAUGGUGGUUGAUUGAUUUUGGUGAUACUGUUGAAUCAAAUCAGCGAGUUGCUCUAUCUCCACCAGAUGCUUAUACCCUUCCAUAUUUAUCAUUAACUGGACAUAUUGCUGCGAAUCCUGCCAAUUCUUCAAUUGUUCCAGCCAAUUAUAAUCAAGAUAUUGAAAGUUGGUUUUAUAUUUUGAUGGAUUUAUUCAAACCGUUGAAUUGGAAAAAUAUGACUGAAGAAGAAGAUAUAGUUCAGGCAAAAAAGAGUUUUGGAAUAAAUCAAAUAUGACGAAUGAUUAUCCAGUUCAAAUUCAAUCGAUAAAAACAUUAAUUGAGAGAGGUGUUAACUAUCCAUAUAAGGAGUUAUCAGAAGUUAUGAAAGAAGGAUUUGAAAAGUUCAAAACACCAGAUUGGCGGCCAUGUUGGAUUCCACCAGAAGUCGCUGUGCCAACACCAACAAAUCCUGCAAAACCGGUUGCACAAAAAUAA